AUGCAUACAACCAAGAACGAGAAGCGGCUUAAAGUCGCUAUUUUAGGGGGUGGGCCAGCAGGUCUUGGUCUCGCAAUCGAGUUAGCAAGACUCACAUUCAUCGACUGGGAGUUAUACGAAAAGAAACCCCAAAUCAGUGAGACAGGGGGAGGACUAUCACUACAGCCACAGAUUUGGAAGUUACUCGAGCAUAACGGUGCGGCGGCCCACCUUACUGCUAACGACUACUUUCGGUCAGCUGAGGGACAUCUUGAGCAAAGACGCAAUGGGAGAAGUGGGGAGCUGUUGACCAUAAAAUACAAUCCGAAAGACGUACCUUUGGAUCGCCGAAGUUGCCGUCUCGCCCGGUCCAAACUUCAAUCUGCCCUUUUAAAGAACGUGGACCAGACCCACAUAAAUCUGUCAAAGAAAUUGGUUCGAGUUGAACACCUCCCAGACAACCGUGUUCGCAUCUCGUUUGAGGAUGGUUUUGUGGACGAAGUUGACCUGUUAGUUGCAGCGGAUGGUCUCAGAUCUGUUAUUCGCAAUUUCAGCUUUCCGAAUAACACCCCUCAUUACAACGGACAGACCGUGUACCGUACUAUCGUUAGCAAGUCCGAGGUUAGGAAGAUCGAUGGCAUACCAUGGGCUCCUAUCUUUUGGAAGCAUGUUAGCGGCUUAUACGUAUAUACGUGUCCUCUCGGAGAUGAUGACUUUGAGGUGACACUCCGUAUACGUCGACCGCAAGAAGGGGCGGAGCCGCCCAGCUGGGGUCGACCAUUUGACUUACACACGCUCCUUCAUAAAUGCGAAGAUUUCUGCCCACAGAUCCGACAAAUCCUCAAUCUUGCCGCCAAAGGAGAAACACAGGAAUUCGCAUUAUUCUCUGGUCCUCGUCUAAAGCGCAUCGUGUCCCACGGGAACAUUGCUUUUAUCGGCGAUGCUUCUCAUCCCCUAUUGGGGAAUUUCGGAUCUGGCGCAUCAUUUGCCCUUGAAGAUGUGUAUACAUUAACCAAGAUCAUCGGCUGGGCUUUGCCUAGAGGAAGACCCUUGUCUGAUGCGCUCGACAUGUUUGAUUCUAUCAGGUCUCCUCAUUACGAGCGUCUUUAUAAAGUUUUGGAUAAUUUCACUAGCAUCAAGGCUACGCUUCGAGCAGAGGGCCUUCCGGUCGACGAGGAGAUUGCGGAACGAGUUAAGAGAAUAUCGCAGGCCUCCGUGUCGUGGAUGUACUAUUAUGAGAUUGACAAGGUGGUCGAUGGGUAUCUUCGUGGACUGGAGAAAUGCGAAAAUGAGGCUCGGCCUACGAGCAAGGUAGUAAAACAGGUGAUGAUGGGGUUGGGAGUUACAGUGAGGUAA
Annulohypoxylon maeteangense is the source of this 1335-nucleotide messenger RNA. Its product is annotated as FAD/NAD(P)-binding domain-containing protein. Gene Ontology annotation, molecular function: FAD binding. The coding region runs from base 1 to 1335 and encodes 444 amino acids. The record is from RefSeq and is a predicted model, not a curated record. Gene Ontology annotation, biological process: secondary metabolite biosynthetic process. NCBI's taxonomy places the organism in Eukaryota, Fungi, Ascomycota, Sordariomycetes, Xylariales, Hypoxylaceae. The transcript has 4 exons.